Brachypodium distachyon (stiff brome) is the source of this 1519-nucleotide messenger RNA. RefSeq names its product NAC domain-containing protein 86. Gene Ontology annotation, biological process: regulation of DNA-templated transcription. The transcript is spliced from 3 exons. Gene Ontology annotation, molecular function: DNA binding. Lineage: Eukaryota; Viridiplantae; Streptophyta; Magnoliopsida; Poales; Poaceae. Bases 268 to 1035 code for a protein of 255 amino acids. The record is from RefSeq and is a predicted model, not a curated record.
CGAGGCCCCCAGCCGACGAUCGGCGAGCAGAAAAAACGACCUAUUUAUAAGGGCAGCAGCCGGCCGGUAAAGAAGCAGGAGCAGAAGAAGAGAGCAAGAACCAAGAGCAAGCUAGCUAGCUAGGUGUCUUUGGCCAAAUUAAGCAGCUAGCUAGGUGCUCCUGCAGUCCUGCUGUGUGCUGCCCCCGCCGGGCGAGCACGAACGCCGUCGAUCUCCCGCCGGCCGGCGGCAUACCGAUAUCGGUCGGCGGCGGUUAGCUAGCUAGGCAUGGCGCCGGUGGGGCUCCCGCCGGGUUUCCGUUUCCACCCAACCGACGAGGAGCUGGUGAACUACUACCUGAAGCGCAAGAUCCACGGCCAGCACAUCGAGCUCGACAUCAUCCCGGAGGUCGACCUCUACAAGUGCGAGCCCUGGGACCUCGCCGAGAAGUCCUUCCUGCCGAGCCGGGACCCGGAGUGGUACUUCUUCGGGCCGAGGGACCGCAAGUACCCGAACGGGUUCCGGACGAACCGGGCCACGCGGGCCGGCUACUGGAAGUCCACGGGGAAGGACCGCCGCGUGAUGCAGCACCACGGCGGCGGCGGCGGGGGCGGCGUCCGGGCCAUCGGGAUGAAGAAGACGCUGGUCUACUACCGGGGACGCGCGCCGCAGGGGGUGCGCACCGACUGGGUCAUGCACGAGUACCGCCUCGACGACAAGCAGGACUCCGACGACGCCAUGGCCAUCCAGGACACCUACGCGCUGUGCCGGGUGUUCAAGAAGAACGCCAUCUGCGCCGAGGUGGAGGAGCUGCAGGAGGGGCAGUGCAGCAUGGCGCUGCUGGAGGGCGCCUGCCGGCAGCUUCUUGCCAGCGGCAGCAACAGCCAGGAGUACCAGACCCCAUCGCCGGACGUGCCGGUUGGGUCCACUUCUGGCGGCGGCGACGCCGAUGCUGACGACGACAAAGAUGACUCCUGGAUGCAGUUCAUCUCCGACGACGCCUGGUGCUCCAGUGCCGCCGAAGAAAGCACCUCCUGUGUGGCCCUCGCCGGCUGAUCGUCCACAGGCCGGUGCUCCAGACGGCCUGUUCAUUCAUGGAAACAAUUCCCUGAUAUAUAACUAUAUUUCUUAUUUCUUUUUGUGAUCGAUCGAUCAAUGCUGCUGGCUAUUAAUUAAUAAGUGCCGGCUGUUGAAGGUGCCGUAUAAGACUGAGCAGUAAUAAGGUAUAUAAUUCCAUCUCCCAGCGUAUUGCUGGGAGUUGGAGGGCUGGUGAAUGCCUGAAGGUUGUUGGAGUCCUUCCUGGAGUUGAGUUCAUGAGGAGGAUUAUAUAUAUGUAUGAUGAUGAUAGGAACAAUCAGAUUUAAUUUGUGUUUUUUCUCUUCUUUGUUCAUGUUUUUCCUGGUCUUCAUAUGUAUUAAGCUUCAUAUGUGGAGGCUUUCUCUAUCUUUUUGUGACAAAUAUAGAGUGAAGCUAUGCCCUUGCAUAGUUGUUUUGUGCCAUUUAUAUAUCACAGGAACUAAGAAAAUUGUAACUAUUUUUA